Molecule: messenger RNA, 4762 nt
Organism: Neoarius graeffei (lesser salmon catfish)
Lineage: Eukaryota; Metazoa; Chordata; Actinopteri; Siluriformes; Ariidae
Gene: ca5a
Product: carbonic anhydrase Va
Exons: 7
Coding region: 182-1099 (305 amino acids)
Cellular component (GO): mitochondrion; cytoplasm
Molecular function (GO): carbonate dehydratase activity; zinc ion binding
Source: RefSeq, a predicted model, not a curated record
CCUCGCGAGCUGAUAUGUUAUGCCAGCUAGCAAAACAUUAGCAGUGUUGGUUUCGGUUCGGGCUCGCAGUAAAUUCAUCCAGUCAUUAAAUAAUUCACUUUUGGCUGAAGUUGUUUUCGUUAAACCUUUAAGUGUCUCUUCCGGAGUCUGUCGGUGAGCAUUAAGCUGUGUGUGUUUGGCCAUGGGGGGAUUAGCAGUGCUGGCUCGGCGCCUCCACAGGCAGCUGCUGCGGCAGGUUCAGCUCCCCGCUGUGCAGCGCUCGGUUCCGGUCCGCAGCUGUAACCUGUCCGCCUGCUCCAGCAGGUUCGUCCUGUCUCAGAUGCACCCGAUGUGGCAGGAACCUCUGGACGUGCCCGGAGGAGAGCGCCAGUCUCCCAUCGACAUCAGCGUACGUAAAAGCGUCUUCGAUUCGAACCUGAAGCCUCUCGUUACGCAGUACGACCCCAGAACCUGCCAGCAGAUCUGGAACAACGGAUACUCCUUCCUCGUAGAGUACGACGACACGACAGAUAAGUCCACAUUGCGUGGUGGUCCUCUGGAAGAUGAGUUCCGAUUGUGUCAGUUUCAUUUCCACUGGGGUGAGAACAACUCCUGGGGCUCUGAACACACCGUGGACCGCCACCUCUACCCCGCUGAGCUCCACUUGGUCCACUGGAAUGCGGAUAAAUAUGCUUUGUUUGAGGAAGCCGUUAUAGAGGAGAACGGGCUGGCUGUUCUCGGGGUUUUCCUGAAGGUUGGGAAGCGACACGAGGGUCUGCAGAAGCUGGUGGACGCUCUACCUGCCGUCAGACACAAGGACAGUGUGGUGGAGUUCACUAAAUUUGACCCCUCCUGCCUCCUGCCUGAGAACAUGAGCGAGUAUUGGACGUACGCCGGAUCGCUGACCACGCCCCCUCUGACCGAGGCUGUCACUUGGAUCAUCAUGAAGCAGCCUGUUGAAGUGAGCCACGAUCAGUUGGCCGUGUUCAGGAGCCUGCUGUUCACCUCGGCGGAGGAAGAGGUCCAGAAGAGCAUGGUGAACAACUUCCGGGUCCAGCAGCCUCUAAAGGGGCGAACAGUUCGCUCGUCCUUCUUCCCGUUCCUCCUGUCGACCCCCUAAACCCUCACCAUGACCUUGUCAUGUUCUGAUGGUGUCAUUUCAGUCUUAUACUCGGUGAUACACAUCACAACAUCCGUUCAGUUUACAACCAGGAACCCGAGUCGGGUCCAAAAGUCUGAGUCCACUAAUCAUUGAAACACACAAUGAAGUACAGUCUUUAUCGAAUAAUUAAUUACUUGAAUUCCCUUCACUGAUCAAAAUUAGAAUAAAUAACACAGACGGGAUGUUCGGGACACGUUUUAUUUCAUUUAAAAUGUCAGUAAAGGACAGGACUUGUGUACUCGACUCUCCUUAAACACUUUGUGCCACUUUAUGCAGCUCCUGUUCAAAGGAUUUAAACUUUUAACAGCUUUUUUUUUCUCCCCUACAAGUGUUUUUUUUUUUUUUUUAAACUGAAAGUGUACGCAUGUUGCAGGUGAUCUCUGAUGGAUUGCAAUGUAGGAAACGUACAGCUUGCUGAUCCACUGCCAGUCAUUCGAGUUUGAGCCCUAAAGUUUCCCAUCUUUUAUUAAUCACUAUCACACUGAUGCACAAUCGUAGUUAAUUAUGCAGAGGUAAAUAACUUCUUACACUCUCGCUCCUACAUCCUAUAGAGAUCUUGCAGUCACGUGACCGGAAAGUACACAGCCGCCAUCUUGUCGGUAAAAAACACCGCUGAAUACUGCUGCACUCGUGUACAGAAUGGAUCAAUUUCAACCGACGGACUACACGGCUCAUUUUUCUAAUGAACAGAUAACUAGAUACAUGUCUAAAAUGAACGAUCUACAGAUUAGUGACCCUUAUGGCUUACCGGACGGAGUUUUCACGACCGUGUCAGUGGAUGUUGAACUGCCAGCGGAAUACCCAGACGUGUAUAAUUACCUCAUUAACUUUCCCUCGCUGUUCAGUGGUGAAGCACUGCAUGCUUAUAAAUCUCUGGACAGUUAUCUUUACAGAAAUUCAGGAUUUGUCAGCGACUCAGAUGUGGCAUCUUGUAAACAAGAAAAUAAUCCUCAUUGGACGGGUAAGUCACUUAAGUAUUGAGUACUGCACUGACCAGCCGAUUAUAGAAUAGAAUAAGGUAAUUCCAGCUGUAAUUCCAAAUCAUCCGUCUUGUUUACCAUGGAUCUGGCGUUGGAGAGGUAGAGGCUUAGCAGUGGAGAUUUGAGUGGCUGUUUUCUGAGCUUAAUCAACAGGCCGGCUCUGCCUGCAGCCUCGCUUUUGCUUCCGCUCCCGGCGCCGCCUCCUUCUCUUUGCUUCCGAUAACAAUCCACGGAGACCCUGCUGGUCUCGCUAUCUCGUCCGGAAUGUUGUGCAUGCGAUGGAAAUCGCUACAAACCGUCAUUUUCUGCUGGAAACCAAUGUCCAGUAAGUCCAUACGGUUGUAGUGGAUAUUGAAGUCCGGUACAGACGAACAACACGCAAAAAUACACACACAAAACAUAAACGUGCACAGGUAGGGACAGCUUGUAGCCGCAGCCGUUGUAGUAGAAUUGUAUAUAGUAGGGUUUUCCAGAAGAAAAGGUAGAAGUAGAACCAGAAUGAAGUAGAAGGCGGAAAUAUGGCGUUUGACCGACAAGAUGGCGUCUGUCACAAUCUGGAUCGGCUGUGACGUCACAUGCAAGUGCUCCAUUGCAGCUCUAAAUGAGGAUUUUAUUUUAUUUCAUUUGAAUGGAAGGUGCCCAUGAUGGAUAAAGCUGUUAAGCUUGUAGAUUAUAAAAAAAAAAAAACUUCUUUAAGGUGCAGUGUUAGUUUUAACUGCAGAUGUACCAUCGUUUAAGGUUCAGCGCUCGCAUUUACAAAGAAAAUGACAAGGUUUUCUGUUUUUUCAGCUGAAACAGUGGUGAAACUGAACACGCGCACACACAAUUCACCCAUUAGGAAAAAAACAAGUCGCUGUAUUUUGAUCGAUGAAUUCACAAUUCCAAAAAAAAAAAAAAGACGUCCACAUUGAGGCCAUUUAAAACUUCGACUGGACUGGCAGCAUGUGUGUUACAAGUUUGUUCGGGAUUUUUUUUUUUUUAAGCAGGCCACAGAAAGCGUGCCUUUAAUGUACAGUAGCUCUACAUAAAUAUUACAAUAUUUGGGGACUCUUAAAGCAACUGGAAAAAUAUUUGUGUGAAUUUAACUUCCUGCCUUGUUGAUCUAUUACAGUCGACAUUAACGUAUAAUUAGCGCACCAGGUAAGCUUUAGGCUUUGAGAAGCUUUAAUUUAAAGUAGACACUGACUGCGUAAUCCUUUAAUUAAUCCUGAAAAGAUUUCAUAAGACACCAUCAAACUUCUUUGAUUUUCUCCAUUCCUGUGCAGUGACGCGGUGCUUCUGAUGUUCCUGCCAACGCGCGUCCUUUUUCUGAGAUCCGUUUAUCUCGUCAGGAGUCGUGCAGAUUUAUUUCCAGUCUCUGUAGCCGUCCCUGCUCAGAGUUCGUCUUCAUACAGAAGAGAAACGGUACAGUUCCAGUGAUCUCCUCGUGUGGUGUUCGUUUCUCGUACGGGUUUAAUAACUGACCCUGUACUUGAUGUUUCCUGCCUGAGAAAACGCAAUUUAAACCUUAAACUGCAAAACCUCCUUUAAUCGUGUACUGUCAACAAGUGAGAUUUGUUUGUUUUAUCUUUCUGAUCUGAUCGUAAUUAAUUUUGCAAAUUAUGAAAGGAGAUAAGCUCGCAUAAAUCUGAGUAUAAAACAAUUUAACUAAGUACAAGUGUUCAUUUUUUAAUUAUUAUUAGAAUACAUGACUUUUGUUCUUUUGUUAGUUUUGCUAUAUAUAUUUACACUUAUCUUUCACUUUAACAUAUAUAACAUGACAAAAAACAUGGGUGAGGGUAGUAUAUUUGUGCUUGACAUAUUUUAUUUUUUUUAAACAAUCCGUUUUCUUUUACUUCCUGUAAAAUUUAAGGUAUUAAACAACAUCCGGGUGCGUAACACUGAGCUACAAAUGUCACAGAAGCAUCUGUAACAUUCCUCAAAUGCAAACGUAUUAAGAGAAUGCAUAAUAGAAUAGCCUACAUAUAAUACUUUUUAGAGUCUUUAUGAUAGUAUUUACGUGCUACUCCAGAAUUUACAGUAGUUCGUUUUUUGCGUGUGAUAAAUUAAAGUUGAAAUGACAUUGCAGGGCCCGUAGGCAUGCCCAUGCUGUUUUCUCUAGACAAAUGGAAUCCAUCAUCUCAAAUCCACUUAUCCAGAAAAUAUGCUAACGGCAUUCCAGCCUGUGUCUUCGUUACUGAUUUACUCUUGGUGUUUUGGGGACUUUUCCUGCUUCCUGUGUGUUUAUAUGAAAAGUACAUGCUGUAUAUCUAUAGUUUAAGAGAUUUAUCUGUACGUUAUGGUGACAUGAUGGAGUUUUAACACUUAUGCGCAUUGAAAAGAUGCGUGCACACACAGAUUUUAUUCCGUAUGCAGCAGACUUUGGAAAACCUCAGUGCCUUUAGCAUUACACUCCUACGCUCUUUCGUUGUCCCACUGCCAAAAAUCAGUCUUUUAUUCCCAUUCAAGUUUGAAGGGCAGAUCAGUGAGAGAGGUGCUGUAUUUGUGAUUUUUUGUAUUAUUAUUAUUAUUAUUAUUAUAGGCCACUAGAGGGCGCCGGAGCUCCAGGAGAGUGAUGCAGGUCCUGUAGAUUCACAUUCCAGCACUGAUCAUCAUCUGCUUUUACAAUCUCAUCUCAUCUCAUUAUCUGUAGCCGCUUUAU